Molecule: messenger RNA, 528 nt
Organism: Aspergillus bombycis
Lineage: Eukaryota; Fungi; Ascomycota; Eurotiomycetes; Eurotiales; Aspergillaceae
Exons: 2
Coding region: 1-528 (175 amino acids)
Source: RefSeq, a predicted model, not a curated record
AUGCCUCUAUACGAAGUCACACACGCUGCACAUCUUAGCCCUGUCCAGAAAGACGCACUGGCCGGAGCUAUCACCGAUCUUCACGCCAACAGGUUCAGCGUACCUCGCUGGUACAUCACCGUGGUCUUUACAGACGCAUCAGUGCAGACAACAUACAUAGGAGGUCGCCAGCGUCUUACGAAUCGUAUCACUGCCCGCGUCCGGAACGGCUCGACUCGAAGUCGAGAAGCAUUCAAUGAACAUUGCAGCGAUAUCAACGAUGCCUGGUGUCGCAUUGUACACCCGGAUCUCCCGACCUCGAAGCUGCCGCCGAGGGAGCUUGAGCUAGCUGCUAUAUUCAUCACAGGAGAGCUUCUUGCAGGUAUGAAAGUCGGGUUUCCGGUUCCAGCUGCAGGCGCUGAAAUGGUGUGGUCGGAGUUUCAUUUUGGCUCGUUCAAAGAGAGGGCAGCCUUAGGCGACGAAGACUUUGUGGAUUUCGUCGCAGAACUAGAAAAGAAGCCUGGGUUCAGCCGUCGCGCAGAUGACUAG